UGCACAUUUUAUUUCGUUCACACAUUAUUGGUUCACACACAUCAGAAGUUUGUUUUUUUCGCACGCAAAUCGCAAUCAGUUUUAAAUUCCUAACCUACAAAUACCAUCGUCACACUCUGUAUCUUUUUACAUUUAAUUCAUAAGCAAAAUCGAGAAUGUCUUGGCCAGAAGUUGCCACUGCCAAAAAGGAGAAACGACACGAACUCGUCUUAGCCGGUCCGGUAAUCACUGAGAAAAUCCAAAAGUACGGAUUGGAUGCGAACAUUUUCAGCAUCCUCUCAUUGAAUUACCUGAACAUCCACGAUACAAAAUUGGAAACCAUUCCAGACGAUAUUAAACUUUUAACCAAUCUGCAGACGCUCGUGCUGCAUUCCAAUCAACUGAAUCAGGUGCCCGCAGUCAUUGGUGAUCUGGAUAAAUUGAAACUGCUGGAUCUGUCUUUCAAUAACCUAAAAGAAAUACCUGAGAGUUUCUCCGAGUUGAAUCAGUUGACAUCACUCAAUGUCUCCUCGAAUCAGUUGGAAAGUUUCCCAAAAUUCGCGACGAACGCGAAAUUGCAAGUUAUUAACUUGGCAAAUAACAAGUUAGUUGAUUUCCCCAAUAUUUGCCAUCCGGACAUGGUGGCACUGGCAGACUUGAAGCUGCAAUUGAACCAGAUUGCAGAGAUUUCACCAGAUGUUAAAAACCUCGCAUCAUUGAAGAGCUUAGAUCUUACAGCUAAUAAAUUGACGACAAUCCCCAAAGAGUUAGCAGAUUGCAACAAACUGAAAGAAAUAAUGUUGAAGGACAAUCCCAUUGCUGAUAGGAAACUGCUGAAGGUGGUGAAUGCCAGCAAGGGGAAGCCAAUUUUGGAUUUGGUUAGGACAAUGCAUGGCACGGGUGAUUCAAAGAAAGGUGGUGGUAAAGGGAAGAAGUCAAAGAAAGAGUCUGAAUCCGUGGAUUUGCCAGACGAUCCGAACAAACUGAAACUGCAGGUGCUCAUGCACAAUGUAAAUGAAACAAUCAGUAUUAUCGUUGAUGAAGAUGUGAAGAAAGUUAGAGGUCAUAUUUUAGCUUGUAUUGUAAAAGGCAUUCAGUUUGAUGAGCAGAGUCUGAAGCAGUUCAUCCAAUUGCAAACUAAGUUGCAUGAUGGGAUAUGCGAGAAGAGGAAUGCAGCUACCUUAGCCACUCAUGAUAUUUCUAAAAUUGUAAAUAAUAAGUUGACAUACACAGCUGUGAAACCGGAGGAUUUGAAGCUUCAGCCAUUGAACAGGACCACAAUCAUGACUGGUAAAGAGCUCUUCACCAAACUGCAGCUCGAAGCGGAAUCGCUGCGCAAGGAGAAGAAACGAAACGUGUAUUCGGGGAUCCACAAGUAUUUGUAUUUGCUGGAGGGUCAAAAGUUGUUUCCAUGCUUAAAUGACAACGAGAGGACCAUCAGUUUUCCUCCGAUAACAAACUCUGAAACCACAAAGAUUGGACUAGGUACGACUUCGAUGUUUAUAGAAGUUACCAGUGCAACGUCUCAGGGAAUCUGCAGGAAAGUCUUGGACUCGUUCUUGCUUGAAACACUCCUCCUGUUGAACGCAGACUUGACCGUGGAGCAGGUGAAGAACACCGACGUCGAGGGCAAUUUGAAAUCGAUCUACCCAUCGAAAAACGAUUUGAUUUUCGGACCCGACGUCAAUGUUACUGUGACCAGGAAUUAAAUUUCCCAAAUCGCCUCUUUAUUAUUAUUAUUUCAUUUAUAAGCUUAUUUCUAUUAUUUUUUUUGACUUUGUUUCAUAUUGAAUGCUUCGUUUAUUUAUUUUGUUUUUUGUUUAA
Messenger RNA from Nicrophorus vespilloides, 1803 nucleotides. Its product is annotated as leucine-rich repeat-containing protein 47-like. Gene Ontology annotation, biological process: phenylalanyl-tRNA aminoacylation. The record is from RefSeq and is a predicted model, not a curated record. Lineage: Eukaryota; Metazoa; Arthropoda; Insecta; Coleoptera; Silphidae. Gene Ontology annotation, molecular function: phenylalanine-tRNA ligase activity; protein binding. The coding region runs from base 156 to 1688 and encodes 510 amino acids. The transcript is spliced from 4 exons.